Messenger RNA from Linum tenue, 4356 nucleotides. Lineage: Eukaryota; Viridiplantae; Streptophyta; Magnoliopsida; Malpighiales; Linaceae. The record is from the annotation of a GenBank genome assembly.
UGCGUCGUGUGGGAUCUUCCAACCAGGCUCUAACUCGCUCCGUCCUUCUGUCCGUCAGAAUCUUCUCCUUCCAGAAAUCCCACCACCGCCCAUCCAUCUGGACCGCCGGCAUUAGUUUCUGGUCUUCGUGCUUGCGCUUCCACCCGUCCUCCGGCGAUUCGCGCCCUAAAUCGGCCCUCUCCGACUUCACUCCCUUACAGUAGGAUUUCGGCCUCUGGGGAGUUUCCCGCCGAUGCUGAAAUUGAAGAGGUUUCAGACUUCCUGAAUUGGGAUUCAUCGCGCCAACACCGGCCGCGGCCGGGGUUUCACCUUUUAGCUAUGAGUAUGACCCAUCAGGCCACCUGAGACUUUUGACGGUGAUCUCGCAGUAAAGGAAGCGACGAUCUUCCUCCAUCCGACCUUCGAAUUCUGCGAGACUCCAAACAACAACAACAAAGCAAAAAAAUCUACUGCAAACUAGUGUCACUUGUACGCGAGGCGAUUCUGGAGGUAUAGGAAGACAGAAGCAAGAAAAAUGUCCAAGGUUAUAUACGAAGGGUGGAUGGUGCGGUAUGGGAGGAGGAAGAUCGGGCGAUCCUUCAUUCACAUGAGGUACUUUGUGCUGGAACCGAGGGUUCUUGCUUACUACAAGAAGAAACCGCAGGAUAAUCAGAUGUUGAAGCAGCUGCACUGCUUAGCCUUAAAAGCUGGAGUGCUUGUGUUAUACGAAAUGAUGCAAAGCUUUCCAGGGGAACCUUUGUUCUUUCUCGACAUUGACCUAGUAAAGAAUUAUGAUGUUCCUGAGCUAGUUCUCUUCAGUAAUGAAUUCAAUCAUGCCUCAUAUAUAUUGAGAAAUCUUUCCUUCUUUUGGAUGAUAAUGGAAAAUGGAAAGUUUCAGGUACCAAUCAAAACCCUUCUGAUCGAUGGCAAUUGUAGGGUGGAGGACCGAGGUUUGAAGACUCAUCAUGGGCUGAUGGUUUAUGUGCUAUCUGUCUACAACAAGAAGGAGAAAUAUCAUAGGAUCACGAUGGCAGCAUUUAACAUCCAGGAAGCUCUGAUCUGGAAGGAAAAGAUUCAGUUUGUAAUUGACCAGCAUCAAGAGUCCCAGGUGCCGAAUGGUAACAAAUAUGUCUCUUUUGAGUGUAAGUCGGGGAUGGAUAAUGGAAGGGCUGCUUCGUCCUCAGAUCAAGAAAGUCAGUUUAGUGCUCAAGAGGAUGAAGACGACUCUAAUUCGAAUUUGUUGCGGAGGACAACUAUUGGAAAUGGUUAUGUUCUGUUGCUUGUCAUCUUGAAAGAAAUUGAUUUGGAAUUAACAACCCAGAAUGCUAAUGAUCAAGCAUUUUCUAGAAAGCAUUGGAGGCUGCUGCAAUGUCAAAAUGGUCUUCGCAUCUUUGAAGAGCUUCUUGAAGUUGAAUACCUUCCAAGGAGCUGUAGUAGAGCAAUGAAGGCUGUGGGUGUUGUUGAAGCUACCUGUGAAGAAAUAUUUGAACAAGUAAUGAGCAUGGAUGGGACACGGUUUGAGUGGGAUUGCAGUUUCCAGUAUGGCAGUUUGGUUGAGGAGGUAGAUGGCCAUACAGCAGUACUGUACCACAGGCUUCAACUGGAUUGGUUUUCAACGGUUGUCUGGCCACGCGACCUUUGUUAUGUACGUUAUUGGCGUCGAAAUGACGAUGGCAGUUAUGUUGUCUUGUUUCGGUCUAGAGAGCAUGAGAAUUGUGGUCCACAACCAGGUUACGUGCGGGCUCAUAUUGAGAGUGGCGGGUUCAAUAUUUCUCCUCUGAAACCCAGGAAUGGGAGACCCAGAUCACAGGUUCAGCAUCUUAUCCAGAUUGAUUUGAAAGGAUGGGGGGUGGGUUAUAUUUCAUCUUUUCAGCAGCACUGCCUCCUUCAGAUGCUGAAUAGUGUCGCUGGAUUGCGUGAAUGGUUUGCCCAAUCAGAUGAAAGAGGGGCUCCACCAAGAAUACCUGUUAUGGUCAACAUGGCCUCUGCUUCUAUUUCUUCUAAGAAGAGUCUAAAGUUGCAAGAAUCUUCUGUUCAUCAUCGCUCUGCUUCUCUUGAUCAAAUAAAUACGGCAGGCCGAAACUCAGCCAUGAUGGAUGAGUACUCUGACGAGGAUGAAGAAUUUCAAAUUGCUGAAGAAGAGCAGGAGGCUUACCUAAUAAGUCAGGAGAAUGAUGUGAAGAAAGCAGAGAAUUCUCAAUAUGAAGCUUCCGAAGAAGAACCUGGAGAUAAGAUUGACCUAUCCUGGUUUGUGGGUAAUCUACGCUAUGAUGAGCGAGAAAAUGCCCGUGAUUGCUGGAAAGUUUCUGAUGGGAACAACUUUAGAGUGCGCAGCAAGAAUUUUUGUUUUGACAAAACUAAGAUCCCCGCAGGAAAACACUUAAUGGAUCUAGUUGCUGUUGAUUGGUUCAAGGACACAAAAAGAAUGGAUCAUGUGGCAAGGCGUCAAGGAUGUGCAGCACAAGUUGCUUCGGAGAAAGGACUCUUCACUGUGGUCUUUAAUCUGCAAGUCCCUGCUUCAACUCAUUACAGCAUGGUGUUUUACUUUGUGACGAAAGCAUUAGUACCCGGAUCUCUGUUGCAGCGGUUUGUUGAUGGAGAUGAUGAAUUCCGCAACAGUAGGUUCAAACUUAUUCCAUCAGUUCCCAAGGGCUCAUGGAUUGUACGCCAGAGUGUAGGAAGUACCCCAUGUUUAUUGGGGAAAGCAGUUGACUGCAACUACAUCCGUGGCCCAGACUACCUUGAAGUGGACGUCGAUAUUGGUUCUUCCACCGUUGCUAAUGGGGUACUGGGCCUUGUAAUUGGCGUUAUUACUACCUUGGUGGUUGAUAUGGCUUUCCUUGUACAGGCAAACGCUACGGAUGAGUUGCCGGAACGGUUGAUUGGGGCAGUUCGUGUUUCUCAUAUUGAAUUGUCAUCUGCAAUUGUUCCCAACUUGGAUCCAUCUUAAGAGUGACCUCUUGGUCUAGAAUAUAUUCUUGCAGACCCAUGUAUACCCAUUCUGUCCUCCAACUUUGCUGUCAUGAUUCUAUUUGGUAGUAUGGAGCAGAGAUGGUCCCUCAAAUCCAUCAAAUCCUGUCAAAUGGAACUAUCAUCUGUUUUCUUUUUGCCGCUCAUCUGGUAGUUUUUGCACAGAAAUUUACUUUGGAAAGGAAGGAAAUCUAGUCCCAUAGUUACCAGCCUGUUCAUAGAAAUGUUGAAGUUCCUGUUUUUUUCAUACAUUGCCAAAUUGUUUGGAUGGUUAAGUCUUUCUUUUACAUAUCUCUGUCAAGUUUAUUUUUCCAGUUUCCACUCCUAAACGCAGCAGUUAUUUUGAAGCCCUAACUACACUUCAAAAGACUUCUUUUCGUGUUUCCUCAAUUCCUUCCAUGAAAACACUUCAUAAUAAUCCUUACAAUUCUUAUAGAUAAAGAUGGAUAGCAGGUUCAGUAAUCUGGUCCGCAGUCGUCAUCUCCUUGGCCAUCAUCCACAGGGUUGCCUUUGAACACAUCUUCAGCAUACAGCACGACUCCAUUGGCCACCGCGUACAGAUUCUUCCAUCUCUGAACAGCAGCCGAGAUCGAGUCAUCGAUCAGACCGGCACCACCGCGGUUCGUGAUCUUCACCAGCUCGCCGUCGCAGUUCUGAGAGUUAUCCAAAGCAGAAUGUAUUUCCAAACUCUUCGUCACGUCCCCCAGCCCUCUGGUCGUGAAGAAGAUGGCCGCUUCAUUGUAGUCGAGAGCACACAACUCCAGCGAAUGCUUGAACUUCGGGUUCUUCGCGUCGUCUUUGUUGCUCAGAAUCUCGCCGAACAUCUCGCCCAAGACCUUCGACUCUUCCCUGGCGGCUUCCAUGACUAGUUCGGCCAGAGCUUUGAUGUCGUCGAACGCUGAUGCUGCUCCGGGAAUCGAUCGCAGGGUCGCGAUGCAGAGCGUCGGAUCGAUGUUGCUUUUCUUGCAAACUUCACCGAUCAGGUUCGUUGCAGCAGCGGGGCUUGGAGCAGGCGCAGAGGCAGGGGUGAUCGCCAUUGGUGAAAAUAGUGGUCUAGCGUUCGUUAGUAGUGGAAGCUGCAGCAUGAUGAAGAUGGCCUGUGGAAUGAUCAAAGAAGGUGCAAUGGAGAAUCCCAUUUUUGUUGUUGUUUGGCAGCAAAGAAUGUGGAUGGUUGAUUGAUUUCUUUUACUGCUUGAUUGUGGCAGGGAGAGGAGAAUGUCAUGGCAUAUAUAUAGGUCGAUAGAUUUAUGGCGAACUUCAAGUAAGUUUUGGAGAAGUUGGAUGUGUCCUCGUCAUAAGGCGUAGGUUGUUAUUACCGAUAAGCCGUGAAUUUGUUUAAUCGAAACAAGGAACAAAUAAUAUUUUUGUGGUUCUCUUUUCAUAAACAAAAACAAAAACAAAACAAAA